AUGAAAGUCGUAGAAGAAGCCUCAACAACGUUCGACAAGUGCAUGGACACGCGUGCAUUUGCCCAGGGGGAAUACGAUCAAUUCAAAUCGUCGCUUCAACGCGUUACCGCCUGCGCCACGGAGAUCGCGUCUAGGUCACAGCCCACCAUGGAUCCUGUCGGAAGGGGUUUGUUCUUGUGGAGAAGAUUGAAAGACACCGUUGAUUGUCACCGCGAUACUCAAGCGCUUAUACACGACUUGGAGUUGUGCCUGAUGCGAGCUUCUCAUUCUCGAGCACAAUACGAGUUACAAGGAAUUCGUUGA
Molecule: messenger RNA, 303 nt
Organism: Marasmius oreades (fairy-ring Marasmius)
Lineage: Eukaryota; Fungi; Basidiomycota; Agaricomycetes; Agaricales; Marasmiaceae
Exons: 3
Coding region: 1-303 (100 amino acids)
Source: RefSeq, a predicted model, not a curated record